AUGAAUCCAUUUCUACCAUUCUUCCUUGCCUCUUUUUUGUUCUUCAUCUCACAUUCUCAAACUACUUUGAAUACUUCCUCUCAAUAUCGUUGCCUUCCUGACCAGAGAUCUGCUUUGCUGCAACUGAGGCAAGAAUUUGUUGAAAAGAGGACAACUUCUGAUUUCUAUGGUGUUUCUUUUUAUCCAAAAAUGAAGUCUUGGAAGGCAGAUACUGAUUGUUGUUCCUGGGAUGGGGUAGUAUGUAAUGCCGAAAAUGGUCACGUCAUAGACUUAGAUCUGAGCAACAGUGGGCUUUGUGGGCCUCUCAAGUCUAACAGCAGCCUCUUCAGCCUACAUCAACUUCAGAAACUCAACCUUGCCCUCAACAACUUCAAUUCCUCCACAAUCCCGUCUGAGUUUGGCCAGCUUGUAAGGUUGACUCACCUCAACCUCUCCUUUUCCUCCUUAACCGGCCAAAUACCGUCGGAAAUUUCAUGGCUGUCCAAUUUGGUUUCACUUGAUCUCAAUUUCAAUUCGGUUGUUGAUGUUGAUCAUCUUCAAACUCUGUAUCUCAGAAGAAUUGAUUUUGAGGCACUUGUCCAGAACAUGACAAAUCUGAGAGAACUUCAACUAGCCUCUGUGAACAUUUCAUCCUCAGUACCUCAAUCCCUGGUAAAUUUAUCUUCUUUGACAUCUCUUUCUCUUUCUGGCUGCAGUUUGCAUGGGCAAUUUCCCACAAAUAUUUUCCUGAUGCCCAAGCUGCAAACCAUUGAUCUAUCAUCCAACGACCUUCUCACUGGCUUUCUACCGGAAUUUCAUUCUGGCAGCUCCUUGGAGAAAUUGGAUCUUUCUUAUACAACAUUUUCCGGGGAAAUUCCAAAUGCAAUAGGCAACCUCAAGUCGUUGAAUAUUUUGGAUCUCAAAAAAUGUAACUUGUCAGGGGAAGUUCCCCUUGCGAUCUGGAAUCUGACUCGGCUUUCUUCUCUUUCUCUCGCAGGCAACAAUUUUCACGGUCAACUUCCUUCCACAUUGGGAAACCUCGCAAAUCUCACUAAUCUAUCUCUUGACAGUAACCUUUUCCAUGGGGAAAUACCAUCUUCACUAGGAAACCUUACACAACUAGAAUAUAUAUCCCUUUCUAAUAACAGUUUUGAUGGCAAGUUACCUGUUUCACUAACAAAUCUCACUCAACUCCAACAAAUAGAUCUCUCCCAAAACCAGUUGAUAGGUCCAAUCCCGUUUGAAAUGGGCAGACUUUCCCAGUUAACUUCCAUCUCCUUAAGUUUUAACUCACUCACUGGGAUCAUCCCGUCAUCUUUGUUUACAAUGACUUCAUUGGCUGAACUAUAUCUAUACCAAAAUCGAUUGACUGGCCCUCUCAAAUUUCAAAAUAUAUCUUCAUCCCAAUUAUGGAAGAUCGGCUUAAGUUCUAACUCAAUCACUGGGACCAUCCCGUCAUCUUUGUUUACAAUGACUUCUUUGACUUUCCUAGAUCUAUCCCAAAAUCAAUUGACUGGCCCUCUCAAAUUUCAAAAUAUCUCUUCAUCCCAAUUUGAUUCCAUCUACUUAAGUUCUAACUCACUCACUGGGACCAUCCCGUCUUCUUUGUUUACAAUGACUUCUUUGACUGACCUAGAUCUAUCCCAAAAUCAAUUGACUGGCCCUCUCAAAUUUCAAAAUAUCUCUUCAUCCCAAUUAGAAUUCUUGGAUAUGAGCAAAAAUAAAUUAUAUGGACCAAUUCCAAGGUCAAUCUCUAAUUUCCCUCAUCUGCAAUAUCUAGAUCUUUCUUCCAUCAACCUUAAGGACAUGUUGGAGUUAGACAUUUUUUUCGAGCUUAAAAGAAUUAAAGCUCUCAUUCUUUCAGGUAACAAUUUGUUAAUUUCAAAAGGAAAGAUCAAUUCCACCCUCCCAAAAUUCGAAACUUUGGGGUUGUCUUCUUGCAACUUAAGUGAAUUUCCGAUUUUUCUAAAAGUUCAAAAUGAAUUAACGUAUCUAGACCUUUCUGAUAACAAAAUUGAAGGCAAAGUCCCCAAAUGGUUCUUGAAUGUUGGGAAGGAGGCAUUGCAAUCACCUUGGAAAAAUCUGGAAUAUUUAGACUUGCGUUCCAACAUGUUUCAAGGCUUGCUUCCAAUUCCCCCAUUGUCUACAAAAUAUUUUUUUGCCUCAAACAACAAUUUGACUGGAAGAAUCCCUCCAAUGAUUUGCAUGCUAAAAGCUCUCGAAAUCCUUGACUUGUCUAACAACCAGUUGAUUGAUCAAAUUCCACAUUGUUUAGGUAACUUCAGCAGCUCCCUUUCAGUAUUGAAUAUGAGAAACAACAGCUUCCAAGGAAAAUUACCUGGAACAUUCACAAAGGGAAGCAAUUUGAAGACGCUAGACUUGAGUCUCAACCAAAUAAAAGGGAAGAUUCCACAGUCAUUGGUAAAUUGUAGAAUGCUUGAGGUUCUAAAUCUUGGAAAUAACAACUUGAGUGACAUCUUCCCCUUUUGGUUGGAAUCUUUGCCAGAAUUGCGAAUUCUUAUCUUGCGAGCAAAUGGAUUCCAUGGUUCUAUCCAGAGUCCUCAUACCAAUUUUGGCUUUUCCAAGUUGCAUGUUAUUGAUCUCUCUCACAACAAUUUCUCUGGCAUGUUACCAUCGAAGUACUUCAACACCUAG
This is a messenger RNA of Quercus lobata, 2634 nucleotides long. RefSeq names its product receptor-like protein 7. The record is from RefSeq and is a predicted model, not a curated record. Bases 1 to 2634 code for a protein of 877 amino acids. Gene Ontology annotation, molecular function: protein binding. NCBI's taxonomy places the organism in Eukaryota, Viridiplantae, Streptophyta, Magnoliopsida, Fagales, Fagaceae. The transcript has a single exon.